Theileria parva strain Muguga is the source of this 996-nucleotide messenger RNA. RefSeq names its product Papain family cysteine protease family protein (gene SERA). Lineage: Eukaryota; Apicomplexa; Aconoidasida; Piroplasmida; Theileriidae. The record is from RefSeq and is a predicted model, not a curated record. The coding region runs from base 1 to 996 and encodes 331 amino acids. Gene Ontology annotation, cellular component: lysosome. Gene Ontology annotation, molecular function: cysteine-type endopeptidase activity. The transcript is spliced from 6 exons.
AUGGAAAGUGCUACAAAACAAGUGAGAAGAUUCUCUGAGAUGUAUAUUGCGUCAUGCCUAAGCAUAGGUAACAGAGAUCCUUGCAAGGGAGGAAACACAUACGACUUCAGCCAAAUCAUCUCACAAUUUGAAUUUAUACCGAGUAAGGACAAUGUGAAGUAUGAUGUUCCGGUGUUGAACACAUGCCCAAAGUGGGAUUACGGUUGGAUAAACCAGAAGCCUAGAAUAGAAUUACUGUCACCGAAAACUAAUAAAUUGAACUCGUUCAAAGGAUUCAUACUGAUUAAAAGGGAAGAGUAUGGUGAUAAAAACGAGUUUAUAAACUUGGUAAAGGAUAUGAUAAAGGAAAAGGGUAGUGUAGUGAUCAGCAUGAAAGGGAAAUCAGUACUAAAACCAGAUCACGAUGGCACAAAAGUUCUUAAUCUCUGUCAUUAUGGAAACGGAACCCAUUCGAUGGUUAUAAUUGGAUAUGGUAACUAUGUGAAUGAGUAUAAUGAAAACCGGAGAUAUUGGUUAAUUCGGAACAGCUGGGGACCAAAUUGGGGCGAUAAAGGAAACUUCAGACUAGAUAUGGAUGGACCUGGAAACUGCAAUGGAAAUGUAACAAACACAUGUUAUCAGAAAAUAUUAUUAGUUGUACUAAAUGUGAAGAUAAAUAAGAAUACAAGCAGAGUAAGAUAUGGAUAUGUGCCUCAGAAGUUAUCAAGACUCAGUAACGGUGUAACAAAGAAGAUUAAUGUGAAAUUCGAUAAUAAAGUAUACUCAAGACUGUUAUUCCUAGAAGGUAAAAACAAUUAUUCUAAAUAUAUUAUAGGACAAGGGAAUUCUCAAAUUGACUGUAACAGGGCAUUUAGUAUAAAUAAGGAUAGGAAUGAAGAAUGUGUAGAGAAAUGUGAACGAAAUUUAGAAAAGUGUAAAUCAUACGAAUUAAAAGAUGUGGGUCUUUGUCUCUUCUCUAUUGACAAUGACUAUGACUGUAUGAUGUGUGGUGUGUAA